This is a messenger RNA of Lotus japonicus, 3953 nucleotides long. RefSeq lists its product as uncharacterized. The record is from RefSeq and is a predicted model, not a curated record. The coding region runs from base 103 to 3768 and encodes 1221 amino acids. Lineage: Eukaryota; Viridiplantae; Streptophyta; Magnoliopsida; Fabales; Fabaceae. Gene Ontology annotation, molecular function: microtubule minus-end binding; gamma-tubulin binding. Gene Ontology annotation, cellular component: equatorial microtubule organizing center; spindle pole; centrosome. Gene Ontology annotation, biological process: microtubule nucleation; mitotic cell cycle; meiotic cell cycle. The transcript is spliced from 14 exons.
UAAAAAUGUGAAAAAGUUGGCAGAGGCGCCCUUUAUAGUUUAUAGUCACCAAAAAGAAAAAGAAAAAGAAAAAGAAAAAGAAAAAGAAACCCUCCGAAUCCGAUGAUGGAGCGGGGAAUGGGUUGUGAUGCGAAAUUGGGUUCGUUGUUGGAGAAUUUGAAGUUGCAGGAUCCAUGGCUUCCCCCAACCACAUGGGAAUCCAUACCCUGUGAAAGUGGAGUUGGUGUUGGUGUUGGAGUACCCACCUCCACCUGUUCAAAAUCGAAUCAAACCCUUUCCACUCUCUCUGAAUCAAGUUUAGUGAGGUUGGUUAUGAAUGCUAUGCAAGGUGUCAAAUCAUCCCUUAUUAGUAUUCAAAACCUAUAUACUAUCUUUUCUAAUGAUCCCGCUGACAGGACCUUCCUCCAGAUUCCAAAUCUCUGGAAUCGAGCUUCCACCACUCAUUCUUUGGCAAAUUUACUUAUCUCUAUUGGUUGCACCGGCUCUCUUGUUUUUCUUCUCCGACAAUUUGUAUAUUAUUUCACCAACCCCCCACACAACCACAACAUUUCUCAACAUUUCCCUCCCUAUACUCUUGUUAAUCAAGCCUUUGCUGUAGCUGUCGGAAAGGUCUUGGAAGCCUACAUUUCUGGAUUGGACACCAUUCAUGCAUCUAUAACUUUACGCCGCUCUUCAAAACAUCACGUUGGCCUCUCUGUGUCUGGAUGUUUGAAGAGUGUAGUGCAUUCUGAAAUAACACUGCUUGAGUUUUACCUGCAUACAAAAGAACUAAGGACUCAGAUUCAAGCCCUUGCAAGCAUAUGUAACCUACAAAACUGGGUCCUUUGUUUUUCAGAUACUGCUUUUGAGGAUCUCAUUACUAAAGCUACUUCUGAAUUUUCUAACUUCAGCAGAGGAGGGGACUUGUUGACAUUUUUGCAUGCACAAUUACAGGUUGCUGAUCCUGCUCACUGCUCUCUGCUCAAGUUUCUUUUUCUUCAAUCAUGUGAACCAUAUUGUGGGUUCAUUAGGUCAUGGAUUUUCAAAGCAGAAAUCCAUGACCCAUAUAAAGAGUUUAUUGUACAAAAUGUGGAGUGUUUACCUCAUCAGUCUCAUUUUAAAGCUGGCAAAUCUGUUGACCUCCCAUUGGCAAGUAUCAAGGUGCGAGAUGGAGUCCUUGUUCCUGAAUUUCUCAAAGACUUAUUGGUUCCACUUGUUAGAGCUGGUCAGCAGCUUCAAGUACUAUUGAAAUUGCUUGAACUAUGUAUUCAUGUUGCUGCUGGAGGACAUAGUUCUGAUGACUUUCUUCCCUGCUGGAGUGGCUUUUCAAGCAGCAGUCUGUCAUAUUCUUCUCCACUGACGUUCAGAAAAGAUAUCAUAGAGACUAUGGUUUUUGCAAGAGAAAGUUAUUAUAAAAGGAUGAAUGGAAAAAUUGAAAGCUUUUUGAGCAGCUUAGAAAUUAGAUAUCAGCAGGCAGCUAUGCAUGCUUCAGGACCUUCUUUUGAUAAGGGUGGAGAGACUUUAGACAAACUAGCCCAGCUUUUGUCAGAAAACAAAUCCAUUAUCCGUCCAACAGAUGAUGAAGGAAUUUCGAACGUGGGCUUUGAUAAUUUGGGCUCUGAUGUCUCUAGUACAGUAGAUGAGUUCUCUUUGCUGGAAGAUAUGUAUGAUUCAUCUGAAAGUUCAUCCUUAAACAGCUCUGAGGAGAAAUUGGAGUCUGAUCAGCUUAGUGGCUGGCCUUGUCCAAUAGUUGGGCAUCAAAAUCAUUUAUCUGCUUUAAGCUUCUUGAAAAGUACUACCUUAAAUAGUUCAAUACAAAAUUCCAGUUAUCUUGAAAAGUUAGGCAGUGAUUCGCAUGGAAUCUGUGAUAAAAUGAAUGCCAUUGAUAUUUUGUCGAAGUCCUCCGACGAGGGAAUGAUAUCAGGUCUCAUGUCUAAUCCUCUAAAUCCUGGAAAUUCAAGCCUUUCAUGUAAAUUCAGCAUUCAAUAUAGAGAUAGCUGGAUUGACAGUUGUUCAGCAAUGGGUCACUUGCUGAGAAAAUCAUUUGAUGAGGAUGAAAUUGUUGAACAAAAGGUGACUGAAAAGCACCAAGGAUCCCUGAGAUAUUCUAAGCUAUGCCAUGGUGUUAUUGCCAUUCAGGAUACUUUCAAUAAGGAAGCCUUGAGUGAGGAUCAACCUGAUAGUAAUGCACUUGCUUCAAGUUUGUAUUCUUUACAACCACUAAAAAUUGGCCAUCAGUGUAAUCAUCCUAGCAUUAAUCCAUUUAGUAUGAACCCAAUGCUGACAAGAAAUGCUUUGCUCCAUCCAAUGGGUAAGAAUGAGGAAAAGUGCAAAGCAGAUAGCGAGCAAACUUGGCCUUACUUCAACUUUUCUACUGUAGAGGACCCUUGUAAGGUUUAUAUGAACAAGUUACCCACCAACUCUAGAUGUGGACAUGCAUCUUCAUUUCCAGAAGACAGUAGUGCGCCUACUUAUGUUAAUAGGAAUAAUGAACACGGAGAAAUUGGCCAUGAUAAAGAGGAUGGGCUGGUUGAUGUUCCAAAGUAUUGUUUUGAUACUUCGCUGGAUACGAUGGAUCAUAAGCAGUCUAUUUUAACAGUUGUAUCUGGUGGGAGCAGCUGGGAAAGAUUGCUGGGUAGUUUUGAGAAAACUGUGCCUUUGCAUUGUGAUGCUACUCAAAAACAGAAUUUGUUGUCAACAUUUGAGAUACCACUUGACAUUAUAAUUGAGAAGUGCUUACUGCAGGAAAUCAUGCUUCAAUACAAUUAUGUCAGCAAACUAACCAUCAAUGUGCUUGAGGAGGCAUUUAAGUUGCAAGAACAUCUUUUAGCACUGCGGCGGUAUCAUUUUAUGGAGUUAGCAGAUUGGGCAGAUUUGUUUAUCUUGUCUCUUUGGCAUCAUAAGUGGUCUAUCACAGAAGCUAAUGAGCGACUUUCAGAAAUUCAAGGUCUACUUGAAUUAUCAAUUCAGAAGUCUUCUUGUGAGCAAGACACUUAUAAGGAUCAGUUGUUUGUGUACAUGAAAGGACACGGGAAAUUGCCUCUUUCUGCAUCUGCUAUUGGGGUCCGUUCAUUUGAUUUCUUAGGACUGGGUUACCAUGUUGAUUGGCCACUCUGUAUUGUCUUGACACCUCCUGCAUUAAAAAUAUAUGCUGAUAUAUUCAGCUUUUUGAUACAAGUGAAGCUUGCCAUAUUUUCAUUGACUGAUGUGUGGUGCUCAUUAAAGGAUAUGGUGCAUACAACCGGUAAGAAUCUAGAUUCUGAACUACAGGAGUGUGGGGCAGGGCAUCUUAAUAUAUUGAUAAAGAUGAGGCACCAGAUCAGCCAUUUCGUAUCUACUUUGCAGCAGUAUGUAGAGUCACAAUUAUCUCAUGUGUCAUGGUGCAGGUUUCUUCAUUCUCUUCAGCAUAAGGUGAAAGAUAUGAUGGAUCUUGAGUCAGUGCACAUGGAAUAUCUUGCUGAUUCAUUAUGCAUAUGUUUCAUGUCUGAUGAAACAAAGGCAGUAGGCAACAUUAUUGAGAGCAUUUUGCAAUGUGCACUGGAUUUCCGUUCUUGUCUUACAGUAGGUGCUUGGGAUACUAGAAGUGAACAGGGAAAUUCGUUAGGCAGACUUUCCACAAUCAAUAUAUCUCAGGUGCUUUCUAUAAAGCAGAAGUUUGAUAGAAGUUUAAAAGAAUUGCACUUUUGCUAUAUCAGGGAACCUAAACAUGGGAAUCUUGGGCUCUCUCGUUUCUGGGAAUUUCUCAACUAUAAUGAAUAUUAUUCACAUGUCAGCAAUGGGAUGGGGUGAGGUUAUUCUUGAUUAGGAAAAAAGCAAAAACAAACAAAAAUACCCAAUGCAAUGUAACUACGACGUCAUGUCAUUGUCAAGAUUAUUCCCCAUGGAUUUGCUGACGGAAAUCGAGUGUGUAAAUAUAGGAGAAUCAUUCGCUUACUAUCUCAAUGACAGUGCUACACAAAUGAUGGCUUGUGUAA